AUGGCGGCGGCUAAUGUAUUCACUGCGGGCCAAAUCAGGAAGCUUGAGGCGAUUAUAGGUAACAGAAACAUGCUCGAACGGUUGGAGCCUACUGACUGGAUACCUCGUGCAGAGUUUGCUACCGAUCUUCUUUCCAAACUACCAACCUCCCAUGACUUGAGCUCCAACGAUGUUCUUCUUUCCGAUCUGAAUCACCAUAUAUCUUCGGCCAGUGCUUUGACUGAGAAACGAGCAGUACCGCCGACCGAAAUUGCAGAAGGAUUGAGAGAUAUUGGGAGGAGACUAUGGAACGAGUGUAUCAAAGAGAGGAGAAAAAAGGAUGACAUUUUAUCAUCGUCCUCGAGGAUCCAGCUACAAGCUCGCGCACGCGUUCUGGCCUUUUUGGCCCAUGCCUUAGCGCGAGAAACUCGGAACUGCAAAGAGAAAGGCUUCGUCGAAGAUGUGACAAGUAUGAUGGACUUGUCACUCACACUGGCCAGAGUUUGUGUUGAAUCAUCCGACCUUGAUGGUGCGCUUCUGAGCAUGACCAAAGCUGCUGACUACAUCGAACGGCUGAAGAUAACGGAGAAUACAACGGCAGAAGACCAUGAACAGAUGCAAAGGAUUGAGGCGGAAUACUUUGCGAUGAGAUGCGCCUUGUCAUGGAAACAAGGCUGUCUAGACGUUGCCGAGCACAUGUACGCAAAAGCAGAUAAUCUCUUGCAGCAUGUUGAUUCGUCUUCUGCAGAAAGGUUGGCUGACACGUUUCACUGCAUUGGAGGCGAGCUCUCGUCCAAGGAGGAUCAUGACAUGGCUUUGAAAUGGCUGCGGCGGGCGCUCAACCUCAUCAACGCAAAAGGGCUAGAGAGACUCUCGACAGAAGGACUGGAACUUCGAAUGUCUAUCCAUCAUGAACUCAUCCAAACAUUGCUUGCUACAGGCUCUGAAGAGCAUUUCGAGGAAGCUGAUAAUCUAGCGUCACAAGUAGAAUCCGAGAUUGGAGACAAGCCAAUCGUUCUCCAUUGGAAACUUGAGAUUAUUCAUCGAUUACCCGGUGAGCUUUUUGAUGCCGAUGCAUGCGCAAGUAUUCUACGACGCAUGAUACGAUCGUUCAGUCUUUCGGAUCCUGGGCUCGGAUUUCUUCUGCAUGGUAUUGGAGAACUACGCACCAGGGGACCUCGACUGGCAGUAGGGUUGAUGGAAGAGCUUAUAAUAAGAAAGCUGAUACCAUGCGGUAAUCUGGACUGGAUAGGGAAAGCUGUCGUUCGACGUGUUUGGAUGGGCACAAUGGAAACAGAUACGUCCACGGGAGUGAAAGACUUGGUCCGACUUCUGGAUCAACUCAUUCAAGAGACCGAUAUCCAGGACGAACCCCUCACGAGAUAUCUCAUGUUCAAGGUGGCUCUAAUGAGCUGGAACCAUGAACUAGGGCGUCAGUGUAUCGAGUAUCUUGGUAAAAUGCCAGACAAAUCCCAAUGUCGAGACAUCAUAUAUGCAUGCGUCAGGGAUGCACAGAACGCCGGCGACAGGAUGAUGACGCUGGAGACUCUAAAAGCAGCGACCGAAACAUUCGAUAUGGAGGGUGCUUCAACUUCGAAUUUACCGUCGCUAUUUAGAUGUGCGAUACGACUGGUACACCUGAUCGAGACCCCACAAGAUGAGGAUGCGGACGGAGUUCCCGAGCUUGCAGAAGAUACUUGUUGCAUGUUUGAGAGAGCUGCUGAACACGCAAAGCUGGACCCAAAAGACGAAGAAGGUGCCAAGAUCUUCACAGUCCCAGAGUUACACUGGUUUCGAAAAAAUGCUUACAACAUUGCCCGUUGUCAUUUUAUCAUCGCAGCGGCAUUGAUCUCGCAGGCACGUACCGAGGACGAAGUGGAUGAGCGACUCCAGCGGUAUCUUGAAGUAAGAUAUCACAUCUCAGUGUUUGACACGUUUUUCACUGAUCAUGUCCGGAACAAUCCCAAGUCUGGCAUCUACCCGGACCUUUUGGUUAAGAUGUCAACACUCUUUGUCUUUGAUUUUGAAAGUGCUGUCUGUCUGAAACAGUGGGACGAUUCGAGCGAAAUCGUCAGAAAGGCUACAAUCUGCAAAGAUGAGAUAAUGUACAAAGCCAUGGCAGAUUGCCUACUAAGAAGUGAAGCUCCGGGUAAUGUUGUGUAUGGAACAAUGCGUCUCAUUAUCAACGAAAUAUAUUUACUGGAAGGUUUCGACAACGAACGGCUGGCAAAGUAUAUACGCUGCUUGUUCAAGGCUAUUCUGCCUCUGGACGAUCGUCUGGCUUUGCAGGUCGUCGAACAAGCAGUCAAGGUCGCACGAGAAGGAAGCCAAGUACAAGCCCCUUUCCCUGCAGAUGACUUGGACUAUAUCGUCGCAGCAACUUUCAAUCAUGCCAUUGAUAUCUCUGGGAGGGGUGACGAAGGGCUAUGCCAGCAAUGGGCUUUGAAAGCACUGGAACUCGCGGAGUACAUGGACGACGGUGGUGACAUGAGAGAUAGUUUACGUGAGAGAGCCGCCGAAAUGGGAUUAAGUAUAAAGAUCUAUGGGCCCCUGCCCAACGCCGAGUUCGCCUAG
Molecule: messenger RNA, 2553 nt
Organism: Fusarium graminearum PH-1
Lineage: Eukaryota; Fungi; Ascomycota; Sordariomycetes; Hypocreales; Nectriaceae
Exons: 8
Coding region: 1-2553 (850 amino acids)
Biological process (GO): regulation of synaptonemal complex assembly; meiotic cell cycle
Molecular function (GO): protein binding
Source: RefSeq, a predicted model, not a curated record